AUCUAUAAAUGGAAACCCACACGGCGGACUACUUAUCACUAAGGCUGGGGGACAGAAUUGAGGCAAACAAGUUCAAAAGCCCUCUGAAGACCACAAAGCAGAUGGAUACACCCUCGGGGAAGGAGGACUGACGGGCACCCAGGCGACCAUGACGACCGAGAACUACAAGGGGGUCCCAAAAAGUGCGGCCGAAGUGCACCAUGCGGUCAUCUGUGAAGAAGGCCGCACAAAGCCGCUGGUCUUUACGUUUGUGCCAGUGAUUCGGAUGCUGCCAGCUCCGUCCUGGGUGAAGCAAUCAGAAGCCAGGCUGAAGGUUUCAGCAGCGCAGGUUCAGGAGGAGCUCUCUGCCAUGAAUGUGCCCCAGGACGGGGUCUUCAAGGCUGAAAUCGUGUACGUCAGUGACUCCGACUUGGGGGAAUGGGGGGAUACUUCUGCAAGACGACGACCGCCGGUGGAAGAGACGGUCGGCUCUCAGUCUCAGCUGCUGUUCAAGUCCUCUUUGCCUACAAGGCCGACGAUCCCAACUCUUCUCACUCCUCCUGCUCUCGUUCAAAGCAGUAGAGCAGAUUCACCCGCCGUUUCCGAGGUGCCACUACCCAGCUCGACAUCUGCCCAAAGCCAGAAGGGUGUGACUCGUUCCUUCCACACCCCACCCGCCCGUCCCCGAGUCAAUGGGAAUCUCAGCCCUGAUCAGAUGGAAGAUGGCAGGCUGUCCCCUCCAGCAAAGCUCCUCCACUUAGUGUCUUCCAAAGCAUCUGGUUCAUCCGAGGGAGUCGAACUCGGCACCCAUUUUCGUUUGCCUCCCUGUACCUCCCCGUGCCCCUCAGGCCGAUCUGAAGUCUUCUCUCCAACGGUCCUUAAAGUCGCCCCUCAUGUUCUAAUGCCUGGUUCCAAUAUGUCUCAGGCCUCUCCAAUUGGGGAAAGAGCCCUGUCACCCACCGCAACCCUCGCUGACUCUCGGCCUCGGACCCCCCUCUCUGUCCUCACCAGUAUCCUGAGAUCUGGCCAGCUGCCUCCAUCCAUGAAAACGAAGAGGCCUUUCUCCCCACCCCUGCAGCACAGCACUGCUAGUCUCCAGUCGUUGACCCCUUACUCGCCCUCCUCAAGCCUAGCGUCCAUUCCCCUGGACCUGUCGAGGCCACAGACUCCAAGCACCCUGGAGAGACCCAGUCGGGGGGCCAGUGCCAGUCUGCAGCUUUUGACGGCUUUACUGAAAUCUCCAUCCCCUACCCCUAACUUCCUGGCCGGCACUGCAAAGCCACAUUCCCACCCCAUACGCCCUCAGACUUCAGACCGAGUCUGCUCCCCCUUAACCCCUGGGCAGCCCCGCUUCUCACCUACUCCGGAGUCUUCCUCACGUCCACCUGCCCAUCCGUCAGAUUCGCCUUCCUCAUCUUCUUCAUCCAGAACCAUCCCUUUGCUUUCCAGCACCCAACACGGAUCCCGUGUGUACUCCCCUGUUCCCAAAGUCACCAUUUCUCCACCUGAAAGCUGGAAUAAGACAAAAGACCCUUCUUCUGACACCAAGGACAGAGCCCUGUCCCCAAGAUUAACGUCUCCUUCUCCGUGCUCCUCGACGUGUUCCCUCCGAUCUCCAUCCCCUGGGACAAGACCCUCUAACCACCCCACCAGUCCACUCUCUCCAUCUCCACGUGUCCCUUCACGCUCUUCAACCCCGUCCUCCACGUCCUCUCCAGUCCCACCACACAUGGCUGCCGGCUCUCAGGAGAACCAAACUAAAAAAGCAAAGCAAUACAAGAUCACGUCGAGCUACAAGGAGUUUGCAGCGAUUCCCACAAAUGUUCUGCUUCAGGAGCAGCAGCAGAUGCUGGAUGAGAAGACAGAGGAAGACCCCAGCGGUCAAGUUAACAGUGAGGACGACAGCCAGCUGGACCCCCAUGCCGAGUUACGUUCACCUGCUCAGCUCCGACAAGAGGCCAAGGACCUGUAUGCCACCAUUGAUCAAGUCUUGGAAGAGCCGCUCCCCAUGCAACGAUCACAUUCUGCGCCGACUUCGCUACAGAAGCUGAAGGAUGCCGACAUGCCAAAGGUACGAGACUCGUGGAGUCGGGAUGGACGUGAAGGGGCAAAUACUGAGAAUUUCACAAUUCUGUCGGGAACAGCUGGUCGGGAAACUAAAUACGCUGCUCUAAACCGGAUACCUGUGGUCCCUCAUGAGAAACAUCUGACAAAACCAGGAGUUAUACGCCCAGUCAGUGUCACCCCAAGAAUCACAGAAGAGAAGGACGUUGUCCACCCGAACCCGUUCAGACGGUACCUGGAGGACACAUCAGACGCUGACCUUCAGCAGCUUGUUAGCAGAGUCAGGGGGCUCAGCACUCGGCUUGGAAUGGACAACACGAGGGACUCGAAGCUCCAGCGGCUCCGCCGAGAGGGAGACAGCAAACGCUUACACGCGCAGCUCCACAUAACGGAGGGAGAAGAGCAGACAGCCAAGAAAAUCACGUCAGCGUAACAAGUUGGAGGAGUGAAGAGGACCUGCUUGUGGUCUCCAGAAUAUUCCACUGUGUCUCCUUAUCAAACCGCACACCUCACUUGUCUGCUCAAGUACAGAGGACACUAACGACACCCUGGGGUCUCUAUAAGCCCUGACCACCAUGCUUAUGCCUGACUAACUAAGGUCGUGGAGCACUAAUGGCCUUCUUUUUGUAUUGUGCCUUAAACCAAUGGAGUAACAGAUCACUAGAACAGUAAUAAUAAUAAUUAUAAUAAUUAAUACUGUGACUCACUGCCUGCUCCCCUCUAGUGGUGAGUAAUGUCUGUGUUUGAUACGCACGCACAGUUGCAUUGUGAAUAUUUUACAGAACGUGUCCAUAACAAAGCACUCAGCAAAUAUCAACGCAAAUGGCAAUAAACGUUGUGCUGCCUGCUAAAGAGAGAAUUCCUUCAUUUAAGAGAAGCCCCCAUAGCACUAGAAUUAAAAGGUGCAGUAAGCCAUAGACAGUAAAAACUCUGUAAAGCGAUCGAGAUGGGGACCUCCAUAUCAGUGAAAGACCCCCAACUCACCCUGGCCUCGGGAUUUGCUAUCAAAGUCACAGCUGGAGCUCGAGCCCCUCGAUUAGGAGUUCCGAAAGUCUUCAGACCCCCUCACUUUCUAUGCACUUUUACCUUUAAAUGGAGGAAUUUGCCAUUUGUGCCCAUUAAUGACCCGUCAUGAAUGGCAAAUUCAUCCUUUCAUAAAAAGGAAAUGCACAAUACAAUAAAGUGUGCAGAAAGUGAAGGGUCUGACGACGUCCGCGGUCCACUGCAUGGCUGCCCAUGUCUUUCUGGUGUAGUUUGCUAAUCAGGCCUUUUGGUUUUGAGCCUAAUUAGGCUCACCAUCGCUUUUUCUGUUUCUCAUUAAAGAUGAACGAGACUUCAUUUUGCUCAGAGCUAAAGGUGACACCACAGGAGGUGUAAAGUGAGUUAGCAGCCCAAGGCGGCCCCCCUGUGUAACUGCUGUGCCUCCGAUGGCCCGCUCAUCUCAGCCAUAUUUCGGUGAGUGUCUGAUUCUGCCUGACGCUGCAUCUUGGAAUGAUCAGCCAUUAGGGAGGAACAGGGUGGCAUCGUGGUGCUUGAGGGGGGGACCUUCAGGUGCUUCUUAGGCAUCCAGCCCCCUGACCUACUAGAAGAUCAGCACCACCACCACGUCUCAUGAUCUCCAGCAUCCUUGAGAUGGCAGCCCGUUGUUAUGCUCUCUGGUGGACUGGUGUGAAGAUAGACAGGAGGACCCAACCACCUCCCACCCCCCCUUUC
Molecule: messenger RNA, 3756 nt
Organism: Polypterus senegalus (gray bichir)
Lineage: Eukaryota; Metazoa; Chordata; Cladistia; Polypteriformes; Polypteridae
Product: muscular LMNA-interacting protein
Exons: 13
Coding region: 149-2476 (775 amino acids)
Biological process (GO): negative regulation of transcription by RNA polymerase II
Cellular component (GO): nuclear envelope; PML body; sarcolemma
Molecular function (GO): lamin binding; transcription corepressor activity
Source: RefSeq, a predicted model, not a curated record